CCUUGAGCAACCGCUCGGUCCUUUUAGCAUGCUCAAAUGUCAAUUGAGCUUCCAAUAGUGCUUGUUUACAGCCCCGGACCCGCUUCUCUCCGCCACCCGCUUGCUAGAGAGCACUUUUGUAUUGUGCCAACCACGAUAACCACUCAGAUCUCGGACUCGUAACAUGAGCACCAGGAAGGUCGGGUAUCCACAAACAUCUAGCUCGCCAGGUUUUGAGUACCUUGAGGUGAGUGCAUGCUGGUUACGUGAAAGAAAUGUGCAUCCAUGCCCUGUCUAGUUUACGCCGUCACUCUUCCUCUGCUGAUCUCAAGUAUAUACACCCCCAAAUUGUUCUGUUCGUAUGCUACUCAAAAGGAUCUACACCGUUUGAUUGGAGCCUCUUGAUCGAAGCUGUCCUACUCCUCACGUCUCUCGAGUUUUCUUCUAUACCAGGUGACUACUGUUCGGAGCGGACCUUCUUUUCUGGUCAAGUCGGCAGUGUCCAAGCCAAUCACUCGUACAUUCACCAUCGUCAUUACCUUACACAGCGUCAGGCGGUAUACGAGUAUUGUCGGGAAGGAUCACUGGGGACAAACACUACCUCGGCCGUUUGCUCCUACAAGUGAAGGCCUCAAGGUCUUCCUGUUGUGCGUGUUGCCUUCCACCAUUCCUUACUACCAACUAUCAGCACCAUGUGGGCACAAAACAUCUUCUUUGGUGCGCUGGCAGUUGUUGGUGUAGUAGCAUCUCCCAUAGACAAACGCCAGUUCGCAUAUGGCUCGAACCCAGUACGUGGUGUCAAUAUAGGAGGAUGGCUGGUCCUUGAACCGUGGAUUACUCCGUCUAUGUUCCAACCUUUCGGCGGAAGCGUGGUGGACGAGUAUACACUCUGCCAAAAUUCAGGCGAUGCCGAAUCGAUUCUUCGCAGCCACUGGGACAGCUGGGUCUCCUUGGGUGAUUUUCAGAAGAUUGCGGACAAUGGCUUCAAUAUGGUACGGAUACCGAUUGGGUACUGGGCAUUCCAGAAAUACGAGCAGGAUCCAUAUAUACAAGGUGCCGCAGACUACCUCGAGGCGGCCAUUGGUUGGGCCCGCCAAACAGGCUUGAAGGUAUGGAUCGACUUGCACGGUGCACCACGCUCGCAGAAUGGUUACGACAACUCUGGCCAGCUUACCUCGACACCGGGUUGGACGCAAGGCGAUAGUGUGCAGGCCACCCUCAAUGUCAUUGGACAGAUAUCGGAGAAGUACGCUACAUCAGACUACUCCGAUGUGGUGGUUGGUAUUGAACUUCUGAACGAGCCGUACAUGGCUGGCUUGUCCGGCGGAAAGUCGGCCACUCAAGGAUAUUAUCAAGCCGGAUUCGGCACCGUCAGGCAGAAUGGACAGGCACCAGUCGUGAUCCAUGAUGGCUUUGAUAACCCCUCGGACUGGAAUGGCUUUUUGACUGGUAAAGGCACGUCUGGCGCCAUGAUUGACCACCACGAGUACCAGUGCUUCACCAAUGAGGGAGUGGCACUUUCGCCCGAAGACCACGUCAGCGAAGUAUGGAAUUCAGCAAAUACUUGGGGAACCGGGCAAGACAAGUUCGUCAUCGUGGGUGAAUGGACGGCGGCCAUGACCGAUUGCGCGCAAUACGUCAACGGCUAUGGAGUCGGUGCCAGAUACGAUGGUUCCUACAACAAGGGCAACGGCGACGGCAGUUCCUAUGUCGGAUCGUGCGCGGACAAGAACUCCAUCGAUCAAUGGAGCGACGACUACAAGCAGGCCACGACCAAUUAUAUCAACGCACAAAUGAGCGCCUUCGAAUCCAUGGUUCAAGGCUGGAUUUUCUGGAACUUCAAGACCGAGGGCGCCGCAGAGUGGGAUCUGUUUAAGCUAAUUGAUGCUGGUGUAUGGCCUCAGGGCUCGUAAGAAGAGCGAGCAUGAAGCAAAACAUCAUUUCCGUUUCUUUGUUUGGAGCUUCCCUCUGCGAUUGAGGAAGAUACCAUUUUAAGGGCAUGCAUUAAAAGGGACAUUCGUUGCAUCUAAUACACUUACGAAAGUAUUACAAGGCUCAUUCAGCAUCAAUUCAAUUCGACACCCUCCGCUUCCGGGCAUUUGGAUACAGGGGGGGAAUGACAUCCUUUCCUGAUCACGAAUUUUUCUGUGGACAGUAGAAAGACCGACAAUGCUGUUGACGUGUGGUUGCGCGCAUGGCUGUUCGAACUAGGUACGCAUCUGAGCACGAGGACACAUUGCCCCGAGAUCAGAUUUGCUUGCUCAAGGAUGAUCCUUGACGAUCAGUCGCAUAUAUGCAUACGCGGGGGGGAUCAACAUUAUUGAUUGAAGCCUUUCAAAGGCUAUUUUGAGGGAUCGCCCCCCAAAGAAAGAUUAAUGAAGUUUAUGACAACAAGAAUAAAUAAGAUGACGAGUACACAACACACUCCGUAUAUACCUCAGGUAGUUUGAACAUCCAAAAAC
Molecule: messenger RNA, 2441 nt
Organism: Exophiala oligosperma
Lineage: Eukaryota; Fungi; Ascomycota; Eurotiomycetes; Chaetothyriales; Herpotrichiellaceae
Exons: 3
Coding region: 672-1892 (406 amino acids)
Biological process (GO): glucan catabolic process
Cellular component (GO): extracellular region; cell surface
Molecular function (GO): glucan exo-1,3-beta-glucosidase activity
Source: RefSeq, a predicted model, not a curated record